Messenger RNA from Tetrahymena thermophila SB210, 1272 nucleotides. RefSeq names its product eukaryotic aspartyl protease family protein. Lineage: Eukaryota; Ciliophora; Oligohymenophorea; Hymenostomatida; Tetrahymenidae. The transcript is spliced from 4 exons. Gene Ontology annotation, biological process: proteolysis. The record is from RefSeq and is a predicted model, not a curated record. Gene Ontology annotation, molecular function: aspartic-type endopeptidase activity.
AUGAGAAAAGCUAGAUACUUAGCCUUACUUUUAAUAAGCUUGACUAUUGCUUCUGCAAAUUUGAUCAAAAUUAGACUCAAAAAUAAAAUUAUCUUCAAUCAAUAAAACAUAAGAGAUGAGGAUAUGCAUGAUUAAGGUUUUAUAGAUAAACUAUUUAACCAUAAUUAAUAACUAUACUCUGGUGAAAUUAAAGUUGGUUUAUCCUAAUAAAAAUUUUAAGUUGAUUUUGAUACAGGAUCUAGUUUAUUGUGGUUAACAAGCAAAGAGUGUAAAUCGUGCUUGAGAGAUGGAUUUAAAAACUCAUAUCAAUGCAAAUAAGAUGACGGAUGUAUUUAAACAGGUAUUCCUGCUUCUAUUGGCUACGAGGAUGGAUCUAGUGUGAAAGGUUAUAUAGCAAACGUACCUAUAAGUAUCUCAAAUUUAUAGCCUAUUACAAAUUCUGUUCUAAUUGUAGAGCAAUCUUUCAAAAAUAAAGAUUUAGAAACAGAUGGAUUAAUGGGGCUAGGAGUUUAUGAUUAAUAUAAUUCUAAGAAUAUCCCUUACGUUGAGUCUCUAUUCAGAUAAGGAAUCAUUUAAAAAAGCUAAUUUAGUUUUUAUCUAGGUUUUGGAGAAAAUGAGUCAGAACUAGUCAUUGGAGGUUAUGACUCAAAUAAAAUGUAAGAUGAAAAUAAGAUUUAUUACCACCCUAUUCUAUUAAAUGAAGAAUAGAACAAUGAUUAAGAUUGGAGCAUGCUUAUAAGCUCUAUUUCUUUUGAUGAGAUUUAGAUUCCUAUUACGAGCAAAAACAUAGCUAUUGUAGACUCUGGAACUUCUACUAUUUGUAUAAGAAAAGAUAUCUACUAAAUUUGGAUAAAGCACUUAAAAGAAAAUUAUGAUGUAAAAUAAAAACUUUCAUUGUAUGGAUCUUACUACACUGUAAAGUGUAGUAGAGCUUUACCUGAUUUGAAUUUUGUUCUUCCUGAUAAAGAAGGAAUUUAAAGGGUUUAUUCUGUUCCCUCAUCUUUUUAUGUUUUUAAAUAAAGUAAUAAAUGCUAUUUGGGCGUUGAAAGUCAAUCUAUUGAUGACGAUGUUUAAUUUAUUUUAGGAGAUGUUUUUAUGAGAAGAUUUGUCUCCAUUUAUGAUUACAGUAGCUUGUCAAUAGGAUUGACAUAAUCUAUUUCUGAUCCUAUUAACUAUAAUUAGCAAAAUUAUGAUAGUUAAUUGUAAAUUAUAUGUAUAAGCAUAAUUUUUCUAUAUUUGAUGUUAAUAUCAAAAAACAAAAUUAAACUAUGA